Molecule: messenger RNA, 2655 nt
Organism: Hyaena hyaena (striped hyena)
Lineage: Eukaryota; Metazoa; Chordata; Mammalia; Carnivora; Hyaenidae
Gene: RSAD1
Product: radical S-adenosyl methionine domain containing 1
Exons: 10
Coding region: 1-1554 (517 amino acids)
Biological process (GO): porphyrin-containing compound biosynthetic process
Cellular component (GO): cytoplasm
Molecular function (GO): coproporphyrinogen oxidase activity; 4 iron, 4 sulfur cluster binding
Source: RefSeq, a predicted model, not a curated record
AUGUCGCCAGGGCCCAGCUCCGAGUCAGGUGGCGCCGCAGACGCGAGGCGCGGGGCCCUCCCAGCUCGUCCGGGGACGCGGGGCGCGGUCACGCAGUCCCUCUUCCUCCUGCCGGGGCGGCCCGAGCGGCGCAGCCGGCCCCGCUCUGCGGACUCCGGGGCGGCCCGGGCGCGCGUCUGCCGGAAGUCCCCGCGCAGCAGGCGGCUCCCCGCCGCAGCGGGCGCCCUGGCGCUCCCCGGGGCCCGGGCCCGCGGCUGCGCGGCGGCGACCAAAAUGGCCCAGAGGCGCCGCCACGCGGAGGUCGCCAAAGGAUCCCCGAGUCCGGCGCCCCCGAGCUCGCGCGCGGCGCUUUACGUGCACUGGCCGUACUGCGAGAAGCGCUGCAGCUACUGCAACUUCAACAAGUACGUCCCCCGCGGCGUGGAGGAGGCUGCCAUGCGGAGCUGCUUGGUGACUGAGGCGCGGACUCUGCUGCGGCUCAGCGGCGUGCAACGGGUGGAAUCUGUGUUCUUCGGUGGGGGCACCCCCAGUCUGGCCAGUCCCAGCACCGUGGCCGCUGUCCUGGAGGCAGUGGACCAGGCAAGCCACCUGCCUGCAGACUCCGAAGUCACAUUGGAGGCCAACCCCACCUCGGCCCCAGGCUCCAGGCUGGCAGCUUUUGGGGCAGCGGGUAUCAACAGGGUGUCCAUUGGUCUCCAGUCCCUAGACGACACGGAGCUCCGGCUGCUGGGGCGGACACACUCGGCCAGCGACGCUCUUCAGACCCUGGCCGAGGCCCGGCGUCUCUUUCCCGGGCGUGUAUCUGUGGACCUGAUGCUGGGGCUGCCGGCACAGAAGUUGGGGCCGUGGCUGCAACAGCUGCGGGAGCUGCUGGGCUGCUGUGACGACCACAUCUCCCUCUACCAGCUGACCCUGGAGCGGGGCACCGCACUCUUCACCCAGGUGCAGCGGGGCACCCUUCCCGCCCCCGACCCCGAGGUGGCUGCUGAGAUGUAUGAGGAGGGCCGGGCGCUGCUGCGGGAGGCAGGCUUCCGCCAGUACGAGGUCUCCAACUUCGCCCGCAGUGGGGCGCUUAGUACCCACAAUUGGAAUUACUGGCAGUGCGGUCAGUACCUUGGCGUUGGGCCCGGGGCCCAUGGGCGAUUUGUGCCCCAGGGGGCCAGGGGCCACACCCGGGAGGCUCGGAUCCAGACCCUGGAGCCGGACAACUGGAUGAAGGAGGUCAUGCUGUUUGGUCACGGCACCCGGAAGCGUGUGCCCCUGGGCAAGCUGGAGCUGCUAGAGGAAGUUUUGGCCAUGGGGCUACGUACAGACGUGGGGAUCACUCACCAGCACUGGCAGCGGUUUGAGCCCCAGCUGAGCCUGUGGGAUGUGUUUGGAUCCAGCCAGGAGGUGAAGGCAUUGCUGAUGCAGGGCCUGGUGCUGCUGGAUCACAGAGGUCUUCGGUGUUCGUGGGAAGGCCUGGCUGUGCUCGACUCUCUGUUGCUGACCCUCCUGCCUCGACUCCAAGAGGCCUGGCUGCAGAGAGCCCCCACCCCUGUGCAAGGAGGGUAACCAGAUGUUUCUGUAUCCCCGGACAGGGCCAGGUGGGCUCUGGAGGCCGGACUGACCCUCUCCACUCGCAGGUGCCGUCCUGGCUCCUGUCAGUGCCCGACCUUGGUGUCCCCGGGGGUGUGGCUACCGUGAGGUGCAUGGGAGGACUUCUCUGGUUUGGAAACUGGCAUCGAGUCUGCCCAGCACUGCCAGAGAAGGAGUGAUGGUUUCUCAAGAGCGUCUCAUUCGUGGGACGCUAAAGCCUAAAGCCUUCCUCUUUCGCUUUUGACAACCCAGUUAUGUCUGGGGUGUCAGAGCCUCCAGACCCUCCUGUGUCCCCUGCUCCCCUCCUCUCUACUUCUCUUGAGAGUGAAGGUCAAGGGGAGCUAAGCAGGGAAAGGGGAGGGAGGAGAAGAAUUCGAGAAAGAUCCAGAGCCUGGUAAUUUUCCUCUGGCCUUUUACCGGCAGAAACAAUCACCUGGUUUUAUUUAAACAGCCUCACAAGCCCAGGGAGGGAGCCCGCCUUGACCUUGAUCGUCUCCUUUUUCUAGGCUCCUUCCCUGGAGAGUAGAAUCCUGAUUUGGGGGCUCGAGGCUUAGUCCAGGGCUGAGAUUCCUUCCCCCACAGUACAUGCCAUUUUAAAAGAUCUCAAGCCUACAGGAAAGUUAAAAGCCGAGUUCAAUGUAAACUACAUAGCCUUCGUUGCAGGGUGUCCGUACAGUCUGGAAAGAGGAAGUAUUCAUAAUGUCAUCAAGGCCAUCUUCAACCUGUAAAAAAAUAAAAUAGCAAUGUUUCCAGACUUUGUGCUCAUCCCAUACAGUCGGUGACUGCUACACUUUGGCCACAUUUACUUUACCUUUGAAUCGCUGGCCGGCGCUUGCUUUCUUUCUUUUUCUUUGCUGCACCAUUUGAAAGAAGGGCAUAGACAUCAAACAUUUUAGCUUGUGUUUCCUAAGAAAAAGAACAUCGUCCAAUAUAGCCACAGCACCAUCACCAGGCUAAGGAAGUGUAUGUUCGUGCAACACCGUGUGGUCCAUUUUCAAAUGUUUCCAAAAUGCCAUAACUCUCUUUGGGGGACCGGGGGGCUCAAGAACACCGACUCCAAUAAAGUUUUAUGCUUUA